CGAGAAAGACGAAGGAGAACGAGAAGACGACACCGCCAUGCACGCGAGACACGACGACAACGACGAAGAGGACACCGCCGCGGCGUGAUCUCCUUUCUGUACUGUGGCCGAGCAGAGGAAACACCUUGGCAUGGAGAGCAAGCCACCUUGCGAACAAGAAGCCGCCGGGUGCAACAGUGGAGGUAACGAGGAGCAGGAAGCCAGGCGCGCUGCAUCUCCCGGAAAUUCGGAGAAGGAAGGGUCAGCUGUACCACAAGGGUCAGAGAGGUCAGAGGAACCAUCACCUGGACCAGCCACCAGCCGGCAUGCAGCCGAAGAGCAUAGCAGCUCCAGAAAUCAAGGAGACCCAAUCGACGUCACUGACGAUGCUGGUACCUCCGAAGAGAGCAGAACGGAUCGGUCAGAACCGGACGGCGGCAGCCGCGCGGCGAAGCGGGCCUACCGGUGCGACUACUGCCCGAAGCGCUUCGUCUCGCACUACGCCCUGCGCAAGCACAUGGUGGUGCACUCGUGCGUCAAGGCGUACGGCUGCAGGCUGUGCGGCCGCGAGUUCGCCGAGAAGGGGAACCUCGUGCGCCACCUGCGCUCGCACACGGGCGAGAAGGCGCACGAGUGCGGCGUGUGCGGCCGCCGGUUCGCCGCCAGGGGGAACCUGCUCAUCCACGGCCGCACGCACACGGGCGAGAAGCCGUACGCCUGCCACCUGUGUCCGUCCGCGUUCACCCGCAAGCGCACGCUGGACGUGCACGUCUCAGCCCACAAGGGUUGCCGGCCGUUCGCCUGCGACCGGUGCGGCAGCGACUUCUCGUGCAAGUCGUCCUACGUGCGCCACAUGCGGUCGCACACGGGCGAGCGGCCGCACGCGUGCGGCGAGUGCGGCGCCCGCUUCUGCGAGAAGACGACGCUCAACAACCACCGGCUCACGCACGCGGCCGAGAAGGCGCACGAGUGCCCGCGGUGCGGCAAGAGGUUCACCCGGAAGUGCAGCCUGGCGGACCACCUGCGCCGCCACGCGUGCGACGGGCGCCGCCACGCGUGCUACCUGUGCCAGGCGGCGUUCCCGAAGAAGGCCGCCCUGGACGAGCACAUGGCGACGGCGCACGAGGGCGUCAGGCCGCACGAGUGCGGCGAGUGCGGGAGGCGGUACGCGCGGCGGUCGGGCCUCUUCAGGCACGUCACGACGGCGCAUGCGCGGGAGAAGCCCCGCGACGAGGACCCGCCCCGAAAGGCGGGAGAAGAAGCAGCUCCUCCUCAAACAGAAAACCCCUAAGCAUAUUCGAACUCCUUUUGAAAAAGAAAAUUUACAUAGGCCUCGUUGCCGUGAUUGGGCACAACGUGGGAAAGAACCGAGCGUGCUACCACGGGUUGUUUUCCCGUAUAAGCGUGCAGUGCUCUUCUGUGACCUUUUCUUUCAAUGAGUUUGAAUUACGCACUUGGUCUUAUUUCUGCGCAUGGUUUGCGCUAAGGUUGGCAAGUCUUCGGAGUGAUAUGUGGUGACGAUUGCAUCUCGGAGCAGUGACGUGGCCACGAAGUAAGCGACCCCAGACGACGACAAUUGGGCCUUGAAUACACGUUGACUAGGAUAUAAUUUGCUAUAUUGAAACCGAUUUGAUCAGGACUCUUUCUCUUGGGCAUCACGAUGGGGAAAUACCGUG
This is a messenger RNA of Dermacentor albipictus, 1655 nucleotides long. Its product is annotated as gastrula zinc finger protein XlCGF57.1-like. NCBI's taxonomy places the organism in Eukaryota, Metazoa, Arthropoda, Arachnida, Ixodida, Ixodidae. The record is from RefSeq and is a predicted model, not a curated record. Gene Ontology annotation, molecular function: RNA polymerase II cis-regulatory region sequence-specific DNA binding; DNA-binding transcription factor activity, RNA polymerase II-specific. Gene Ontology annotation, biological process: regulation of transcription by RNA polymerase II.